AUGUUUUCGAAGAGAAAAGUAAUCAAACGGAACAUUCGGAAGGUCACGGGGGAGGACCACUCCAAUUUGAAUGUGCCCCCCGAUGAUGGAGGGAGGGAAAGCUCCUACCAGGAAGAAGCCCCAGUGGGGAGGAGCACCACCGACGUAUGCGUCACCAAGAGUGAAGCUGCAGCACCGCCCCUCCCCGAAGGGGGAUUUGCAAUCCAAGACGACACCCGCGUAGGAGAGCCACUCGAUGAGGAAACAUAUGAAGAAGCAUAUGGGAGGGGAGCUGAGCAGGACGAGCGCAAUGACCAAUUGGAGGAGGGGAAGGGGCCGGACGCGCCCACCGCGCUACACCCUCUGCUGCCCCAUUCGCUACCACCCUCGGUACCCCCAUCUCAGUUGCAUUUGGGAUGGACGCCCACCCAAGAGGCAGCCACCAAGAAGGGAAGAAUCAGCAGCAGGGAGAAGAAGAAAAACGAAGAGACGAGGAAGGUUAACAGGAUGAACACGAGCUUCCACAUCUACAGUGAUGAUGAAGACGACUGUUAUGUGGCCCUUCGGAAGAGGAAGGGUCUACAGAGGGGCAUCCAAAGCGGGUCCAUUCAAAGCGGGUCCAUCCACGUGGAUGACUCACCAAACGAGGGGAACGCAGCCAAAGGGGUAGAGGCCAGCCCCGUCGAAAGUGACGCUGAGCACAGGGAACCACUCCCAGGGGGGCUAUCCGCACGGGAGUUUCUCAUUCGAAGGUACGGGGUAGACCCCCACCAGGGUGAUGCCAAUCGGGCAGCACAAGAAGAAGAACGUUUGCCUAACCAUGAGGGCAAUGCUGCAAGCACCAAGGGGGGGCAAACAAACGCACAAACGUACUCCACGCAGAGGAGCGGAACUGCGCCGAUGGGAGAUAACCCCUUCGAUGUGGACCUCAGCGGUGGGGACGCAUCUCAAGAUAGAUACGCUCACAACCAGAGGGGGGGGUGUCGAAGGGGGGAAGCAGCUACGAGGGAAAGGGAGGAGGACUACCAAAAUGAGGGGGACUUCCAAUACGAGGGGGGCUUCCCAAACGAGGAGGGCUUCCAACAGGAGGAGGACUACCAAGACGAGGAGGAAAAAAGACUCAUCGAAAGGAUAAAGCUGAAGAAACAAAUCCUACGAAAAAAGAAGAAGCUCAGCGAUAGGUACAGCUACGUGCUGGAGGAGGGCCACGAGGGGGGGGAGACUGCCCAGCAGUUUGGUGGAAGGGGAAAAAUGGCAACGUGGGGGCAGGGCGGCUGCGUAGUGACGGGAGAUGGCCCCCUACCGACGGGAGCUGACCCCCUACUGACGGGAGCUGACCGCCUGCUGCCCGGAGGCGACCCCCUGCUCAGCGAAGACGACUUAGAAGUGGACGACAUUUACCACUACGAAUCGGUGAGCGAAAUGAAGAACAGACUCAUAAUAAAAAAAAACAAAAGUGACGAGGUGGGGAGCUUCUUUGGAGGGGGAGCACCCCCUGAGGGGGGACACGAACACGAGGUGGGGAGCUACCAUGCAGACUACCUAAAACAGAUGCAGGAGGAUGACCUGAUUAGAAGAAUCGUAGACAUCAAACUCGUUUCGCAGUUAAAGGAACAGAAGAGGGACGUGCAGUGGGGGGUCCCCCCCGAUGAGGGUGGCGUAAGCGGUACCUUUUUCGAUGGGACGUCUAAGCAGAGUAACCACCCAGUUGGGUUUAACCUGAAGAAGGGUUCUUCGCAAGGCGAUGGUCCGCCGGGGGCCCCUGCGGACUUCCCCACAGUGAAUGACCCAGGGGGGUGGCAUCCAAGCGAGUCGCACGAAGGGCAAACUGGUGAGGAUGAAAAGGAGUGGAAGCUCACAAGUGGGCACUGCCCAAACGACGACGCCCACAGCAGCGACCGCAUGUACCAAGACGAAAAUGAAACCCUCUUCCGUGAAAUCGAGAGGACGUUUAAAGAACACUCCGUGUGCAACACGCAACUGGUGGAAAUGUAUAAACACAUCGGGGACCUAUUCGAAGAAUACAAGUUGCGAAAGGAUGAGUCUGGGCAGGUGAAAAGUUUAGAAAAAAUUUACAAGAAAAAGUGCAUCGAAUUGAAGGACCUCAAAAGAAAGAGAACGAAGCAACUUGUCACUUGCGAAAGCUUCUUCAGGUUCUUCCAUCAUAUGAUGAAGCUCAUCAAGGUGAAGAGCAACCUGAUGAACAACGCGCUAGUAGAGUCCUUCGAGAUGGAUGUCAUUUUUUUUAUCGUUUACCAAAAUUUGAAGCUGUAUCUUUAUAGGGAAUACUACGAAAAUUACAAACUCGUUUUUGCAAAGGAGUAUAUUUAUAAUACGAAGUAUUACAAGAGGAAGAAAGAGGGGGGCAAGAAGGAGGUGGUCACCCUGUUGGCAACGGAUGGGGUGGUUCCUAGCGGCUACUCUACACACGACUAUGCACCUGUGGAGGAGCACCUCAUCAAUGAGGUGAAACACCCCAGUGGGUUCAACGACACACGUGUGCACUACCUGUUCGAUGGGUUCUCCAGCAAUUACUCAACCGACUCGUCGGAGGACUCCGAUUGGGGGGGGACCUCAAACGGGGCUAUGCAGAAUGACCAGGCAACUGCAACGCAAAGGAAGAAGCGGAAGGAACAGAAGGAGAAGUACUUCCAAACAGGUAAGAUGAAAGCAUUAAGGAGGAGGUACCUCAUAUCCAUCAGGAACAUCUUCAAAGAUGUGCACCCCCAUUUUGCAAACUUUAAAAAUGCCAUCAAAUAUUUUUACCUGCUCAAAUUACACAACGAAGAUUUUUACGUACAGCAUAAGUGCAUGUCCCUAUUCGAUCCCAUUUUUUUUUUUUUUGCAAAAUGGGAGUUGCUGUUUUGGGAUCCUCUCUACCAAUUUUAUCAAACGAGAACUAAAAAAAGGAAGCUACUCUCCUUGGUCGAAGAUCAAAUGGCGGGGAGCCUCUCCGGGCAGAUGCAUGCCAAGUUUGUGCAGUUACACAGAAAUGAACACUUCGUCAGCGCCAAUAGCGUGCCGCGAGGGGGGAAGCAGGUCCUACCCCCUGUGCUGAAUUGGGCAUACGCAGAUGAUGCCGCCAAUUCGUCGUUUGAGGCGGACGCAGCAGCUCCCGCGGCGGAUCCCUACGCGGAUGCCUCCCCGGGGGACCCAUCGACCGGAAGCGAGACCGGGCGGAGCAUGCACUCGUCAGAGGUGGAGGGCGCGUCUUCCCUCUCCAGUUCGAGUGCAGCCGUAGUGGGAGGAGAGGCAACACUGGAAGAAUCGCCAAUGGAGGGAGAAUCGCCAGUCGGGGAAAAACCGCCAAUUGUGGGUGAAUCGCCAAUGGGGGAGAACCCCCCCCUGGGGAGAGAAAAAAAAUACAAACCCGCGAAGAAACGCUUCCACAACAACCCCAGCGUAAAGAGCUUCGAGUGGUACAAAUUUAUGGACGAGCUGAUGUACAUCUACCAAGUGGACGACGAACAGGAGGUCCUCCGAAAAUUGUACGAGCAUAUUUUUAACAACAAGGUGCACGAACUAGUGGAGGCAUGGAACCCCCUAUCUCUGAAGCAAAGCUGCAAUUUGUGUGUAAUCCUCGCGGAGUACCUCCUAUACAAUCAGGACCGCAGAGAAGUCACCGACAUGGUGAAGGAGAAGAUAAACAACUGCGUAUUUACAUUUUUCGAGGGAUAUAAAAAUAUAAGCAGCCAAAAAAAAAAAAACAUUUUCCUAAUGAGGUGUUUGAAGAUAUUAAAAAGUGCGAGGGGCAUCCUUUCUUUGCUGAGUGACGAUGCCCUUCACGAUUUUGUUAAAAAUAUUUUUUACAACUUUGUCCUCACGAAUUACGAUUAUUCCAGCAAAUUGCACAACUUGAUUGUGUCAGCUGUGGUGCAUAUAAUCCUCUCGCUGGGUGUCCCAAAGGAGAGCAAAAUUUUCGAAGACAUUUCGAGUGUGCUGUGUGGCAUCACGGAUAGGCUGCGCUCCGGCGACUUCGACUACGGGAAGUUCAAGAUGGAAAAUUAG
Molecule: messenger RNA, 3987 nt
Organism: Plasmodium vivax (malaria parasite P. vivax)
Lineage: Eukaryota; Apicomplexa; Aconoidasida; Haemosporida; Plasmodiidae
Exons: 1
Coding region: 1-3987 (1328 amino acids)
Source: RefSeq, a predicted model, not a curated record